GCGGUCGAGAGCAGAGGACUAGCAGAGUCUAUCUAGAGAUCUAGAUCUAACCUUUUUUUUUGUGCCCACCAUCGACGAACGAACGACUAUACAACAUGCUCAAGUGGACGGCAUCGGCGCAGCGGCUGAACGAGAUUCCGGUGCAGGAUCAGCAGGAUCCGAAUCAGAGGCGACUCCACCGGCGGCAGCGUCGCCAGCGGAGGGCCACCAUUGCCAACAAGGAGAAUGUGCCCGACUACACCUCCACGCCAGUGCCCAUGGUGUCACGGCUACGCAACAGUCCGCUGGUGCUGGCGCCGCUCAGCGACAUCCGCAAUGUCACCCCGGAGGCGGUGGCCAGCCGGAGCCAGGCGCCCCAGCGGGUGCAGAGUGUGCGGUAUGCCACCACCCUGCCACGCUUCGCCGAGGACUACUCCCCCAAUGGGUUGGCCCUGCCCAGUGGUCAGCACUUGGCGCUGCGCGGUCUGGCCCCACUGGAUCCCUUCCUGGGUCAGCCACGCUACAUCAACGGGGUCACCCAGCUGAAGCAGCGACGGCUGGACGACGAUUUCGUGGCCACCCUGGAACCGGAAGUGGAGCAGGAACCAGAGCCGGAAAAGGAAGUAGAAGUGGAGACAGCCACCAAAAUGGGAGCACGGCCCAGCACUCCGCAGCCCGCCUCCACGCAAAUGGGAGAUCAGACACUGGAUCGCCUCAUCGAUGCCAUUCUGGACUCCGCCUGCAAGGCGGAUGUGAGCAGCAAGAAGAAGGCCAGAAGAUCUACCUUCAAUCUGCGCAGGCGCACCCUGGUGAAGCAGCAAAUGGAGUCGAACUGCCCGCAGGAGGUCCUGUCGCCAUCCUACGCAGCCGGCGACGAUCCGGCCUCGGACCUGAGCUUCGGCCUGGUCCCACUGCAGCCCAUGAUGGCCACGCCCGAGCCGGCCUCUCCAAUGAGCAAACUACCGCACAACUUGCUCAUCCAACUGGCCACGCCGAUGGUGACUGGCCCCCACCCAGCAUCAUCUGGUGGAGCAGCCAUCUGCGACAACACCUUCUGCCUGGAGACGCCGGUGAAGGCUUUGAAGCGGGGCCGCAAGGAGGUCAUCGCCAAGGAGUCGCCCAUAAAGCGCUACAAGGUCGACGAGCGGAACUACUUCGAGGUGGGAUUGGCCCUGCCCUCAUCUAUAUAUGUCUGAAAAAAAUAAGAAAUCCAUAAGAAAGCCACAAAAAAAAGAAGGAGUGAGACAGAGGCAGAGAGAAAGAGAGAGAGAGAGAGAGAGAGAGCGAGCAACGCUGACAAACGGGGGAAAAAACGCUUAACUAUGACGCUUAACUAGUUCCUAAGUCAAAAACUAAACCAUAAACAAUUACUGUACAUAGUUACCUAGCCUAAGUUCAUCACUAUCUAAACCAAUUAUUUAUAUCAACCUUUUUUUUUAGACACUGCUGUUAUGUAGUUUUUGUAUACACAACUUUUUUUUCCAUUAUUUAAUUUUAAAACAAAUAUUUAUUACUAUUUUAAGUUAACUAUACAACUAUUUUUU
Molecule: messenger RNA, 1523 nt
Organism: Drosophila gunungcola (fruit fly)
Lineage: Eukaryota; Metazoa; Arthropoda; Insecta; Diptera; Drosophilidae
Exons: 1
Coding region: 96-1175 (359 amino acids)
Source: RefSeq, a predicted model, not a curated record